CAAGAAGCAGAGCGCAACACAGACGCAGAAGAAUGGCUAUGGGGCGGGAGAGGCGCAUCAAGCUUCUCAUGGCAGUUGUCCUGCUCCUCACCUUGGCGAAAGGGAGCAGCUGCAACAAGACAUGCACCGUGGCGGACCUGGAGAUACGGCAUAUCCGGGUCGACAGCUACAAGCAGGACGGCGGCCGCACGCACGAGCAAGAGCAGCAGCAGAUGAACUCCGGCGACGGCGGCGGCGGGCGCAAGCUGAAGCAGCUGCCGAUGGUCAUGGCGGUGUGGGUGUACAACCACUGCCCGUGCAUGGUGGACAACGGGGUGAUCUACGCGCCCGACGGCUUCUCCACCAUCUACGCCAACGGGACCGACGAGAGGAUCUUCUCCAAGGUGACGGAGCACCUCUACCUCAUCCACCACGCCGGCCCGCUCCUGCCGGCGGCGAGCUGCCCGCGUUUCCCCCCCUCGCCGCCCGAGAACACAUCUGCCGCCGCCACCGGCCCGGUCGAUGGGAAGGCGCAAACUGAAGAUUUUAGCUGCCCGUCGACCUCUUUCUUCUAUACCUGGUACGAUGAGAUCGAGCUCAAGCCUGCCUUCCUCGUGCCUCACUGCUAGAGUGCUAGCUAGCUGCAGGAAAUUCCAUCUCGAUCGAUCCACAUGGAUUUCCGUCCGUAUGAUAAAAUAAGGAGGUAAUAUCACAGGUGGUGCUUAAACUUGCCACCGAUGUUCACUUUAGUGCCUGAAGUUGAAAAAUACACCGAACUGGUUUCAAAACUUGGCACGAGCGUGCAAAUACAGUGCUAAUCCUAUUAAUAGACGUGUUUUUACGCUGAUGUGGCACCGUAGCUCGCUUAGCAUGCACAGACAACUUCGCCCUAGGAAAGAACCAGUAUGCCAUACGUUUUCUCGUUCAUGUUAAUGAAAACAGAUCCUUUUUCUUAGAAUAAUGAAAAC
This is a messenger RNA of Triticum aestivum (bread wheat), 947 nucleotides long. RefSeq lists its product as uncharacterized. The coding region runs from base 33 to 608 and encodes 191 amino acids. The transcript is spliced from 2 exons. The record is from RefSeq and is a predicted model, not a curated record. NCBI's taxonomy places the organism in Eukaryota, Viridiplantae, Streptophyta, Magnoliopsida, Poales, Poaceae.